GGACUAGAGGGCGAAGAAGAGCAGAGUGAGGAAAAGAGAGAUACAGAGUGGAAAAUGGGGAGGAAGAAGGGAGUCGCAGAGUUCGAUGAAACGGCACCGGAUGACUUCGACCCGGCCAAUCCCUACAAGGACCCGGUGGCGAUGCUGGAAAUGAGGGAGCAUAUAGUUCGAGAGAAAUGGAUCGACAUAGAGAAGGCGAAGAUCCUCCGAGACAAGGUGAGGUGGUGUUACCGCAUCGAAGGAGUCAACCAUCUCCAGAAGUGCCGCCACCUCGUUCGCCAGUACCUCGACGCCACCCGCGGCAUCGGUUGGGGCAAGGAAGGCCGCCACCCCUCCCUCCACGGUCCGAAAGUUGAGGAGGUUGAGUCUGAAUGAGAGGCUGCAUUCACUUAUGUAAGCUUUUUCAGCAUGAAUAUUCAAAAGAGAUGAAGAGGGCUAUUACGCAUGAGGAGACUACAGCUAUAGAGCUGUUCAGCCGCUUAAACAUAAUUGCUGAGUUUUAUUUAAUUAUUUAUUUUGGGGUGGAUUAGGGGGUUAAAGGGUUCCUGCAAUUAACUUGUGUAAUCAGUUGGGUGCCAAAUGAUUAGUAACUUUUUAUCAUCUUGCAAGGAGACAAAGCAUUACUUUUCAAGAUUAUAAGGCCAGUGAACCGUGUAAGCUCAGAAACCUGCUAUGUCUUUUUUUACUUUUCAAGGUCACUGAGUUCCUAAUUAUGAUGGAGUCUUUGUGGAACACCACAUGGGUGUAAUAACUGUGGCAUCCAUUUGGAAUGGGUUAAUCAGUAUGGUUUAAGCAUUAGGAGCACAAAUAUGUCUGGUGGGUUUGAUCAAAUCACUGAGUAACUUGGAAUUCACAUUCAAGAAAAUUUUGGCAGAGUGGUGUAUAUAUAAUGUGUAAUGUGAUGCUUUAUGUGUUAUUUUUGGAUCAAUUUUAAUUAUUUGGUGAAUACUGCAUUUUUCUUGGCAUGCCAUUUUCUCAUGCUGCAGUGUUGUUUGAUGAGAUAAAGGUGAAAAGAUAAAGUAGCACUUUAGACUUCAUGAGGUUUCCAUUGAUUAAAAUUCAGUUAGGUUACAAGGAAUGUGGUUACUCUAAAAUUGAGAAUAGAAAUGGGAGAGUGCAAAUUGAAGGCAAAGAGAUUCAUAAAGUUGAAAUUAUCUGCCUGAAGAACAGACUGAAAAGGGUGUAAUUCAUGUAUCGGUGUAGUUUGGAUAAAAUGAACUAUUACAACUGAGUGUUGUCGUUAUAGAAGUUACCAUCUUAAAUGGAAAAUUUAAUAGGCUGGCUGUUAGAGAAAAUACUACAAUGACUUAAAUGUUGGGGAAUUAUGAAACUAGAUUUUAUAUUAAGAACAGGAAUGAAAUUGAAAGAUGAUCUUAAGACUGGUAUCUAGUAAUUCUAAGAGGAUAUGUUAGACUUAGAAAAGUAAAUGCCUUUUUUUUUUUUCCACAAAAGGUGGAGUUGGUGUCAUAUGCAAAUUAGACUUGUGCAUCUGUCAAUUUGGAGAAAAUUGUUGAGUUGAAGCAGUAUUAAAAUUAAAAAAUCAUAUUUUCAACGUGGUUGCAGAAUCUUUCAUUUUUGAAUUAUGUAGAUAUGGGCUGGGGAUGAAAAAAAAAAAUACAUUUUAUUGUGUUUGACCUAAACUUCAUAUCGAUGAUUUCAGUUAAGUUGUAUAGUAUUGUUGUGUGUGUGAAGAUAUAUAAUUGAACACAAAAGGUGUAGGUUGGUGCAUCAAAAUAUAUCAUUUAUGUGUUGCAAUGUAGUUGUUAUGAGGAAGGAGCUUUGGUGAUCGUGAAAACUGUUAGUUUUGAAUUUGUAGCUAUUUUAAUUUGGAGUGUUAUUUAGUAGACUUGAACUUAAAAUGAAGUGAUAGUUUCUGUUAAUGUGCCCGGAUUGGAGCUAAUAUGCCUAUAGUUUGAAACUCCAAGAGCUCCCCUUUUGUGACAAUGAAAGGAGAAGUAUUAGAAAAUUCUCCUUCAUAAUUUUGAUGUAUGUGUUCUAAUACAUUUGCUUAACAUUGCUGUUAGAUUAAUAUUUCUUUCCUUUUUUGAGUGCAUGCUUUUGGAUUAAAUUUCUAAGCCCGAAGAAUGAUUAACUAAGAUUUUUCUGAAAUAUAAACUAAAGGACUAAGAAGGAAAAUGGGAAAAAAAUCUUACUUUUCGUUUUUGUGGCUGAAGUCUGAAUGUACAUUUUCAUCUACUUUGGUGCAUCAACCUUUUUUUUUUUUUUGCAUCUGUUAUCACGCUAAUUGGUAGAGGCUUGAUGAUUAGCUCCAAAUUCAGGGUGGUUUAUAAAAUGCAUUCUAAGUUAGAAACAUCUGUUUCUGUUUUUGUUUGCUAUUCCUUUUCAUUUUGAAUAUUUCUUUUAAAUAUAUCCUUUAAGAUCAACUUCAUUUGGUAUGUAAGAUAACUAUGCUGCAGAAGAAAUUUACUAAAAUACCUAAAAUGUUGGGUACUGGCAGAAGGCUUUUUUUUUUUUUUUCCUUUUGUUAUACAUAAGACACUGGGUGCUCUUUAUAGCUUAAAUUUUUAGUUUUUGCUAGUAAAAAUUAAGUUCGAUAUGAUUAUCAUUUUGACUACUUGCUUUUCGUUAUUUACUUGUUUCCUUCAAUGUUGCUGUAAAAUGAAAACAAUUAGUAAAAGGUAAAAUAAUAUUUAACUCAAGAUUAGCAAAUAGCUAAGAUGUAAAACUUUUCUAAACACAAUUGUUCUAUAUAAAAGUAAAUCAUGUAUUCUGUUAUCUUUAAAAAUACAUUUUUAAGUUUAAAAUUUUGUUUUUGUAUCUCAAGGUAUUUUUUGCAUUUUGUUUUUGGAAGCAAAAAACAUAUACAAAAAAUAACAAUCAAGCAGAGCUUAAGGUUUUGUUGUGACCUUUACUUUUGAGUAAUGUAAUAAGUAAAUAGAUCUCUCUCUUUUUUUACUCUGUCCCUUUCAUCCAUGAUAAUGCUCAUUGAUAUAUGGUUUCAACUUCUUUUUUUAUGCAUGAUAAGGCUCAGUGAUUUAUGGUAAGAGUUAAAUUCAUUUUUAGGGUGAGAACUUGGCAAGGAUACCUGACUGAUAUUUGUUGUGCCCUUUCAACCCCAUUUCAUUUUUUGCAGAUUUCUUUUGGGGCUGUGUUUUGAUUCCCCCGUCCUUUUGGUUAAUAGAGAACUAGAAUUUUAAAAAAAUUUUGCACAAUCUUAAAAGCUUUUAGUGCUUCCAACUUUAAUGCAAGGAUUUUUUUUAAGUAGAGAAAAGGGCCGUUUUAGGCCGUGUAGGCUGGCAUAUGGAACGAAGUUAAUGCAUUCGAAAAUACUUUUAUAGGUUUUAAAGAAGAUCAUGAUGACAAGGUGUCUUCCAAGAGUAAUUGUUCCUUGAUUUCUUAGACAGUUUACCAUAUUAUCAAUUGAGUGCAUUCAUAGGACAGUUGUUGAUUUGCUGUAUACUUUGAAAGUUGAAAGUGUGGUCGAGAGAUUUUCUUUCUAAGGGAGUUUACAUAAAAAUUUAUCUUGCAUAGUGGUCACUGCUAGGCCAUCAUAGUUUCAUGAUUUAAGGUCUAACCUAAUCCAUUUGCUUCAUGGUUUGUUUAUUAUUUUUUUGAAAAUGAAAGUUUUUGGUACCUUGUGGUUUUGUAAUGCAAUAAAGCAAUGAUGGGAUGGGAUAUCUAAAUAUUUGUAUUUAGGAGGUUUAUAUCAAUAGGUUUGUGAUAAAGUUGAUAUCAACACUGCUCAAACGUGAGGCCUAUGAUGUGACAUGGUAUUUAGAUUUCCUGAGCAAAUGAAAGCAUGUAAUAGAUAAAUAAAUAAAAGAAUAGUAUUUCGGUUUUAGCUUCAUGUGGUUGUGGUUCAGUAUCUUUCAUUUCAACAUGAAUGAGACUUUUUUCUCUCUCCUUUUAAUUUUCUGAAUUUGUAUGGUCUAUUCAGUCUUCAUUAUCUUUUUAUGUGGUGUGACUACUGAUUUGCGUAUUUCUGAUCUUAAGGCUGUCUUCACAAUUAUUCAAAUCAAUCUCUAUGCAUGUCAAUAUGACUUAUUAUGUAUCUUGCUAGAAACAGGGUGCAAAAUUCACCUUGGUACAAUAGA
Molecule: messenger RNA, 4055 nt
Organism: Theobroma umbraticum
Lineage: Eukaryota; Viridiplantae; Streptophyta; Magnoliopsida; Malvales; Malvaceae
Source: RefSeq, a predicted model, not a curated record